This is a messenger RNA of Columba livia (rock pigeon), 7262 nucleotides long. It is a transcript of the gene PTK7, whose product is annotated as protein tyrosine kinase 7 (inactive). The transcript has 22 exons. The coding region runs from base 3394 to 6543 and encodes 1049 amino acids. The record is from RefSeq and is a predicted model, not a curated record. Lineage: Eukaryota; Metazoa; Chordata; Aves; Columbiformes; Columbidae. Gene Ontology annotation, biological process: homophilic cell-cell adhesion; protein phosphorylation; synapse organization. Gene Ontology annotation, molecular function: axon guidance receptor activity; ATP binding; protein tyrosine kinase activity. Gene Ontology annotation, cellular component: neuronal cell body; axon; plasma membrane.
CGACGAGGAGGAGGAGGAGGAGAACGGCGACGACGACGAGGAGCGGGGCCGGUUGUUCACCUACUGGGAGGCCGUAGCCAGUACUCACCGAGUGAGCCUGCCCCGAGACAUGGCAGGCCCGAUCGUCCAGAUGACCCGGCACAGCCAGGCUCGCGAGCCCGUGCCGUAUGUUACCCUCGCGCAGCACGAGAAGGGUUUUCUAUGGGAUGACCACUGAGGAGACAAUUCUGCGAGAGAUCAGUCACUUCUGGGAGCUCUUGGGCUCCACAGACACUGUCCUUCGGGAAACCUACAUUGUGGCUGCUUAUGAAAAUCCUAGCAUCCCUCAGCGCCGCAAUGAGAUCUGGUUCAUCUGCCGAGCAGAGUGAGUCCCCUCUGUGACUGCAAACUGUCCUGCAACUGGACCUGGUGUAAAUGGCAGUUCUGACCCAAAGGAGAUGAAUGCACAUCCUGACCCACCAUUCAUCCACAAAAUGACAGCCCAAGAGACUAAGGGGUGGAUUUGUACACUGCCGUGCACGUGCCCAGAUGGGGGAAAACUUGCCUGGUCUGCACUUCACCUGCUCCCACAAGGGCCAGCUGAAGCUGCAGGUGGCACCAGAGAGAGCCUCUGCAGCGAGUUUCUGGUGGGAAGCACCUGGUGGGGCUCAUGUCAGGCAGUAAAUGUGUGGACUUGUGCAAUGUGCUAGCCUGCCCUGGGUUUCAGCUCUGAGCUGGGGCUGCAGAGCUGUGCCAGGCACACUAGUGGGGCUUGCAGCUGGCAGUAUCACAAGCUGAGGGCGUCUAGAAGGAAAGUGACUGUGUAUGAGGUGUGAGGCUCUGUCUGGGUUGUGGCCUGUGUCCUGUGAGAAUGGUUGCCUGUUCCAGAUGGAGCCACUGAAAUGCUGCUACAAAGAUGGGAGCUGGAGGGUGAAAAGGGCUCCCCACAAGCGAGAUGUGGAUCCUGAAUGUUUCCUGCUGGGGUGGCUGUUUUUGUAUUGUUGGGUACCUCCCCAGCUAUCACUCACCAUCCCUCAGCCAGGGCUGGGGCACUGGCAGCCUUUGGUCAUCAGUUGUGGGUGCUGUUUUGUGGACCUGCUGCAAGCUGAGAGGGACAGGUCCUGACAGCAGCAGCAGUGGCACUGCUGUGUGUUGUGUUGUGCAUUGAUCAAUGAGUUUCACAACCAUGAAUACCGUCACGCUUUCCCAAGGGAAGCUGGUAGUGCCAACAGUAAAUAAACCCAGCUCAAACAACUGCAGCUGCAGAUCAGUGAUGGUGCUGAAAUGGAGGGUACCCAGGCUGCCUUAGGAAGAGCCUUGCUCUCUCCCUCAUCAAGAUGCUCUAGGCUGUAAAACUGUGGCUAGUUAGAAGGGCUCUAAUGUUUGCGCAGGUGAUGGUCUUGUGUCCAGCCAGGAACAGCCUUUGCAUUGCCACACAGGCUGCUUACGUUGCUGCUACAAUCAACUGUAGCCACACUCCCCUGCAGGUAAGGUGGUUUUCUGUUGGAUGGGGUCUGCUCUAGCUUCAUUUUUCACCUGUGCAAAAAGCAGUUUCCUUUGACUGUACUGCACCUGGGCACCUAAUCUUGGGCACUGAGAAUUCCAAUGUGAGUGCACAUCAUGCUGGUUGGCUGCAGGAACUGGUGUACUUUUGCAGGAAUGUGCUUAAGUGGCUCAGUGUGGAGGGACUUCUGGCUGCUUCUGACCCAGUUCCCAAAGAAUUUCCUCCUUCUGUAACUGGAGGUGUGCUGUGUUCCUCGCUGCCUGCUGGUGCUGCUCAAACUCUGGCCCUUUGACCCUACAUUGCAACCAGAGGGGGCAAGACCACGGCCAGUUCUGUGGCCUUGUUGCCCUGGCAGUACUGGUGGCUUCUGCCACUCCAUUUUUCAGUCAGAUGCUGUUCUCUGCCCUGUCCAGACUGGCUUGCCCUCUGGCAGCAAGGGAGCCUGGCUGCCCAGCCUGUGGCUGUGAUGAGAGCAGGGCCAAGCGUGUUCCACCCUCCUCUUCGAGGGAGUAAGCAAGCUUCAGGCAGAGUCUGGGCAAGUGCAGCAAGAGCAAUCAGUGGUUUCCUGGGUAUCUUGUGGUAUGGUUCUUGUCCCUGGGGCACUAAAGGCAGGUAGGGCUGGGGAGGUGCUGUGACAGCCUGCAGCUGUGAGGGCUGAUGUGGCAAGUGCUUCUCAGAUAAAAGUGGUGAUACCUGGAUCAGCAGUGCUGUGUUCACCUCUUGGGCAAGGAGAAGCAAUUCCCUUAUGUGAGGCUGGGAUGAGGUAGCUCAGCAUCAGUGGGAGAGCAGAGUCAGCCAGCAUGUGUGGGACAGAGACCCUUACUACACAUCAGCUGCUUCGCUUGCUUGCCCUGAGCUUGCAAGUGGAAGUAAACUUGCUUUCUAGAGCUUGCUGAAUAGGCUGCCACUUCCUCUGAGGCUGUCUGGUCCCCAACCACAAUCAGAACAGCUGUCAAUGACAGGAAGCAGUGGCUUUCCCAUGAGAGAAGACCAGUCUGCGGUUACUGGCAAAGCUGCAGAGCCACAUGCCCUGCGGGGUCAGCUCCAUGGUCUCCCAGGCCCUGCUGGAGGUGUUAAUGGUAGGGCCCUCUGGUGCAGCGCCAGUCUGGCACCACCACACAGUGCAGCAGGCGUGCUCCAGACUGUGCCACAGGCUUUGCCGGGUCAAGCCUUCAGCAUCCUCUGUGGCAGAUCCAGCAGCACUCUUGGGGAUACUGUGGGGUGUCUGAUGGCAAGUCUUCUGGGCAGUACCAAAAGCAGCCAGCAUUCUGGAGGCUCAACAAACCAGCUGAUAAGCUGGUGUUCAGAGCUGCAACCGGCAGAGCCAGUGACACGGGGCUGCAGCGGGCUCCCUGGGACACGUUUGGUCAGGCAGGGAGGCCUCCAGCCUGCACUGUGCAGGUGGCCAGGCCAGCUUGCACAGCUGUGCCCUGACCAGCUGAUGCAGACAAGCCAAUGUGUUCUGCAGCUGGGGCUGUGUGUCCUGCCUGCAGCAGGGUGCAGAGCUCCUGGCUCUCAGGUGUCCCCGUGCUCUUACAGGGUCUCAACAACGGAACAGGGAGGGUGCUUCUACCAUCAACAAACAGCCUGCCUCGGAGGAGCCCCUUGGCGGGAGGGGAGCUGCUCGGGCCGCCCAACGCUGGAGCUUGCUACAGACAAGAGCAGGGCGCACCUCUCGUCUCCUCAGCGGCCCGUCGGGCCCGCCCUGCGCGGGAGGGUGCUGGCGGGAGCGGCAGACCGAGCCCAACAUCGCCCACAGGGCCCAGCUUUCCCCCUACCCGUGCCCCGCCCGGUUUCCGGUGGCCGCCCCGCCCCCGGAAGCCCCUCCCGACAGUAGCGGCAGGCGGGGCGGCGGCAUGGCCACAGGCUGGCGCGCGCACUGACCGGCGCGGCCGGGAGCGGCGCGGAGGAUGGCGGCGGUGCGGGCGCUCCUGAUGCUGGCUGUGGGGACUCGGGCAAUGAUCCAUUUCACCAAGGAGCCCUACUCCCAGGAUGCCCUGCAUGGCCGCAGUGCGAUCCUCCGCUGUGAGGUGAAGGAACCAGCCAAUGUGGAGUUCGAAUGGCUGCAGAAUGGGCUCCCCAUUGAGGACACGGAUCAGCGCUUCAAGGAAGGCAGCAACCUGCAGUUUGCUGCUGUUGAUCGGCACCGGGAUGCUGGGGACUUCCAGUGCAUGGCGAGGAACUUGCUCACUGGGGAAGAGGCUCGCACAGCCAAUGCAUCUUUCAAUAUCAAGUGGAUUGAGACAGGCAAUGUGGUGCUGAAGCAGCCGGCCAGCGUAGCUGAGAUUCAGCCAUCCUCCACAGUGGUCCUGCGGUGUCACAUUGAUGGCCACCCGCGCCCUGCAUGGCAGUGGUUUCGGGAUGGUACCUCCCUCCCUGACGGCCGCAGUACCUAUAUUGUCAGCAACAAGGAGCGAACGCUGACCCUCCAGAAUGCCAGCCCUGACGACAAUGGUCUCUACUACUGCUGUGCCCGCAGUGCUGUCGGCUCUAUCUGCAGCCAGAACAACUUCACACUGAAUAUCAUUGAUGAGAGCUUUCCUCAGGCAGUGAUCGUCCCGCAGGACCUCAUUGUGACCAAGAACGAAGAGGCCAUGUUUGACUGCCAGUUUGCAGCUGUGCCCCCUCCCACACAGGAGUGGCUUUUUGAAGACAGCCCUGUCACCAACAGAUCCAAGACCACCGUAUUCACCAACGGCUCCCUGCUGAUCACCCAGGUGAGGGCUCGCAGCACUGGUGUCUAUAAGUGCAUUGGCCGUGGGCAGAGAGGGAAAGCUCUUGUGCUGAAGGCGACUCUGCAGCUAGCAGAGAUCGAAGAAAUGGUACCCUUCUCCCCGAAGGUGUUGACGGCAAACCAGGGGCACCGUGUGGCCUGCACUCCCCCACGAGGCAUACCCACGCCUCAGGUCUGGUGGGAGAGGAACCAGGAACGAGUUCCCACCUCUGGCAGGGUGCACCAAGAGGCAGAGCAGCUCAUUUUCACGAGUAUCACAGAGGCAGACGCGGGGACCUACACGUGCCAUGCUGCCAACAAGGCUGGAGAGAAGAAGCAGGAGCUGAGCAUCACUGUGGCUACGAUACCCAAGUGGGUGGAGAUGCCCAAGGAUAGCCAGCUGGAGGAGAGCAAGCCAGGAUACCUGCACUGCCUCAGCAAGGCCUCCCUGAAACCCACUGUCACCUGGUACCGCAACGGUGUCUCCAUCUCUGAGGACUCACGGUUUGAGAUCUCUGAGAAUGGGACGCUGCGCAUCAACAACGUGGAGGUAUAUGAUGGGACCAUUUACAAGUGCGUGAGCAGCACGCCGGCAGGCAGCAUUGAGGGAUACGCACGGGUGCACGUGCUAGAGAAGCUGAAGUUCACCCCUCCACCCCAGCCGCUGCAGUGCAUGGAGUUUGAUAAGGAGGUGACAGUGUCCUGCUCAGCCACUGGCCGGGAAAAACCCACCAUCCAAUGGACUAAAACAGAUGGGAGCAGCCUGCCAUCCCAUGUCAGCCACAAUGCUGGCAUCUUGUCCUUCCACAAGGUGAGCAGGAGUGACUCAGGGAAUUACACGUGCAUCGCCUCCAACAGCCCGCAGGGUGAGAUCCGUGCCACCGUGCAGCUCGUGGUAGCAGUUUACGUUACCUUCAAGCUAGAGCCAGAGCCCACAACAGUGUACCAGGGACACACAGCCAUGUUCCAGUGCCAGGCAGAGGGGGACCCCGUGCCGCACAUCCAGUGGAAAGGGAAGGACAAGAUUUUGGAUCCUGGCAAGCUCCUGCCCAGGAUUCAGAUCAUGCCAAAUGGCUCCCUGGUGAUUUAUGACGUCACCACUGAGGACUCUGGAAAAUACACCUGUAUCGCUGGCAACAGCUGCAACAUCAAGCACCGUGAGGCCUUCCUAUAUGUUGUAGACAAGCCGGCAGUGGAAGAGGAUGAGGGACCUGGCAGCCACACACCCUACAAGAUGAUCCAGACUAUUGGGCUUUCCGUGGGGGCAGCUGUUGCCUACAUUAUUAUCGUGCUGGGGCUGAUGUUCUACUGUAAGAAGCGGAGAAAAGCCAAGAGGCUGAAGAAGCACCCAGAGGGCGAGGAGCCUGAAAUGGAGUGUCUGAAUGGUAGUGCGUUGCUUCAGAAUGGGCAGAUGACAGCAGAGAUCCAGGAAGAAGUGGCCUUGACCAACCUGGGCAGCAGCUCUGGGGCCAGCAAGCGGCACAGUGCUGCCGACAAGAUGCACUUUCCACGUUCAAACCUGCAGACAAUCACAACACUGGGCAGGGGGGAGUUUGGUGAAGUGUUCCUGGCCAAGGCAAAAGGUACAGAGGAUGGUGAGGGGGAAGCCCUGGUUCUGGUGAAGAACCUGCAGACACGGGAUGAGCAGCUGCAGAUGGACUUCAGGCGAGAGGCUGAAAUGUUUGGCAAGCUGAACCACCCCAAUGUGGUGCGGCUGCUGGGGCUGUGCCGUGAGGCAGAGCCGCAUUACAUGGUCCUGGAGUAUGUGGACUUGGGGGACCUGAAGCAGUUCCUGAGGAUCUCCAAGAGCAAAGAUGAGUCUCUGAAGCCACAGCCCCUCACUACCAAACAUAAGGUGUCUCUCUGCACACAGGUGGCCCUGGGCAUGGAGCAUCUCUCCAACGGCAGGUUCGUGCACCGGGACUUGGCAGCCAGGAACUGCCUGGUCAGUGCCCAGCGGCAGGUCAAGGUCUCAUCCCUGAGCCUCAGCAAGGAUGUGUACAACAGUGAGUACUACCACUUCCGCCAGGCCUGGAUACCGCUGCGCUGGAUGCCACCUGAAGCAGUGCUGGAGGACGAGUUCUCCACUAAAUCAGAUGUGUGGUCGUUUGGGGUGCUCAUGUGGGAGGUCUUCAUGCAUGGAGAGAUGCCCUACAGCCCAAUGGCAGAUGAUGAGGUGCUAGCAGGUCUGCAGUCAGGAAAGACAAAGCUCCCGCACCCUGAGGGAUGCCCUUCCCGCCUUGCCAAGCUGAUGCAGCGCUGCUGGGCCUCCAGCCCCAAGGAUCGACCCUCCUUCAGUGAGCUUGCCACUGUUCUCGGGGACAGUCCAGCUGACAGCAAAGCCUGAGCAACCUGGUCCUUGCUGGGGAAGGACAUGGUGGGGUGGACAGGGGUCUGUAGGUGCCUGGAGGGCCCCAGUACUCCUGCAGCCCCUUGCUGAGCCUGACCCCUGUGUGCCAGCAAGCAGCUCGGCACCAGCAGCUGCUGGACUCAAAGCACAAGCCAGUGUACCCCAGCCCCACCCCUUACCCCUCUCCUCCAUGGGUCCCAAAAAGACAGCUCUUGUUGCCUUUUGCUCCCCACCUACCCAGCUUGGUGCCCUAGGGCUGCUGGCGUGGAUGGAGUGCAGCUCCCCCUCACCCAGUGAGAGCUGGGCUCCAGCACCAGGCUCUCUGUCCCCGCUCACCAUGGGCAUAUCUGCCGGCCUGGCCCAGUGUCUGUCUCCAUCCAUCUCUCCGUCCGUCUGUGUUAGGCAUGUCUGCCACCCCUGUGCCUUGCAGGUACAGGCCAGCCAGCAGGAACACAAAGUGCCUGGCAUAUGAAGGAGCUCACUACCUUUCCCAGCUACCCUGUGCCUUUUUUUUGUAUGAGGACUCUGGGCAGCAUCCCCUUUCUCCCUCCUCCAGAACGCUGACUCCUCCCUACCAUAGUAUUUCUGUUACUGGAAUGCAGCCUAGAGUGGGUUUAGUUUAUUUGCUUGAGCAGAGGGUACUGCAGCCAAGAAGGGUUGGGUUUUGUUGGGUUUUUUAUGUGCUGCUCUCAAUAAAGAAGGCUUUUUUUGUUUGA